Salvelinus namaycush (lake trout) is the source of this 1029-nucleotide messenger RNA. RefSeq names its product O-phosphoseryl-tRNA(Sec) selenium transferase-like. Bases 1 to 1029 code for a protein of 342 amino acids. The record is from RefSeq and is a predicted model, not a curated record. Gene Ontology annotation, molecular function: O-phosphoseryl-tRNA(Sec) selenium transferase activity; tRNA binding. The transcript is spliced from 10 exons. Lineage: Eukaryota; Metazoa; Chordata; Actinopteri; Salmoniformes; Salmonidae. Gene Ontology annotation, biological process: conversion of seryl-tRNAsec to selenocys-tRNAsec; selenocysteine incorporation.
AUGUUUUGUGUUUCUGGGCUCGCCAUCCACAUUCGCCAGGGGUCACAGGCACGUCGCAGUCAUGAGCAGCUGAUUAGACAGCUUUUGGACCAGGGCAAAUGUCCUGAGGAGGGAUGGAACGAGAGCACAACAGAACUCUUCCUGAAUGAACUGGCUGUGAUGGACAGCAACAACUUCUUGGGAAACUGUGGUGUUGGUGAGAGGGAGGGCAGAGUGGCCUCUAGUUUGGUGGCCCAAAGACAUUACAGGUUAAUACAUGGGAUAGGACGAUCUGGUGACAUCGCUGCAACUCAACCCAAGGCUGCAGGUUCCAGUCUGCUGAGCAAGCUGACUAAUUCAGUUGUGCUGGACGAUUUAAAACUCUCAGGUGUGCAAAGUGUGGCCAGUUGCUUUGUAGUUCCAAUGGCAACCGGGAUGAGCCUGACACUGUGCUUCCUAACACUUCGCCACAAGAGACCAAAGGCACGCUACAUCAUCUGGCCCCGCACUGACCAGAAGUCCUGCUUCAAAGCCAUGAUCACUGCAGGGUUUGAACCAGUGGUGGUUGAGAACAUUUUGGAGGGCGAUGAGCUGGGAACAGAUCUGGAGUCGGUGGACCGUAAGAUGCAAGAGCUGGGAGCAGAGAACAUCCUUUGUGUCCACUCCACUACUUCUUGCUUUGCCCCACGUGUCCCCGACAGAUUGGAGGAGCUAGCCACUAUGUGUAGCAAAUAUGACAUCCCACAUGUUGUCAACAAUGCUUAUGGAGUGCAGUCAUUCAAGUGUAUGCACCUUAUUCAGCAGGGUGCUCGUGUUGGAAGAAUCGAUGCCUUUGUACAAAGCUUGGACAAAAACUUCAUGGUUCCAGUAGGUGGUGCCAUAAUUGCUGGUUUCAAUAAGUCUUUUAUUCAGGAGAUCAGCAGAAUGUAUCCAGGUUCAGCAUCAGCCUCCCCCUCCCUGGAUGUGCUCAUCACCCUGCUCACCCUGGGGGCCAGCGGCUACAGGAAACUCCUGGCAGAGCGGAAGGGAUCGACCCAGGAUGACACUUAA